UGUUUCCUUCCGCGGAAGCUUCUGUCCUUGUACCAUUUCAGAGCAUUUCAGCAACACCUUGGUCCUUGUACUUUGUACAUUGUACUCGAUCCAGCGGAACCUGAAGUCUGAUAAACCACCUUUCUACGUCCAACUGUCUCUUUCAUCCCCAUCAACCCUCGAAUCUAGCCACAUUUCCAUAUCGCUCCUAGGUAAACCCACUUGAAUGCAUCUCUCGAAACUCCCUCUGGAGAUAUUGGACUCCAUUCUAUCCGACCUCGAUAGACACACUGAUCUGAUUGCUUUGGCUCUGGCUGCUAAAGAGCUUUUUCGAAUCGUCGUCCCUCGACACAGUGAAUACCGAGUGCUACGCAUACGACAUCGAUUUCCUGGUCUUUGGGCCCACUUAGCUAGGCGUGCAGAUCUCAGUCGCAAUAUCAGAGAGAUCCACAUCUGUCAGAAGAAUGACCAGGCUAUCAUCGAGCACUAUCCUGCAGCGUCAGUAUCCUCUGCUAUGCCGGAAGGUAUGCUUGAUCCCUGGAACGAGGAAAAAGAACGAGUUCCCAAUUUCCUCGUUGCCAUGGGUUACAUGGAGCAAUUGAAAACUUUUCAGUGGGACUUCAGGUACGAUGUUGGGAGUCUAUAUAUGAGCUCUGAGCAGGAGCUGCAGCUUUUGGGAAGCUUGAGUAAGAUUGCGUCGAUUGAGAGGCUUGUUUUGGCAGGAGAUUUGCAGUGCCUCUCGCCCUUGGUGAAGAAUCUCCAAUUCCAAUCGGUUUGGAACAUGCCUAAUUUACAGGAUCUAACGCUAAUGGGAAACGUAUGGAGCUCACCGGCAGCAUUACCAUCUCUCAAAUAUGUAUUGAAGCAGUCAUCCCAGCUCAAGCGUCUUCAGAUUCCGAUCGAAGCAAUAGGGAUAUGUGACUUUGUCAUUCCAACUCUCAGACAGCUUUCGCUCUUCCUCCAAUCUGGUACAACCUCCAACUUGAUCAAGCAAUGGAAUGGCUUCCUUGAAAACCACCCGCUACUGGAAGAUCUCUGGUGUAAUCCAUCCUCUACUAUGGUGCUGCCGCGCAACGGACUCACCAAGCUCAAAAGACUGUCAAUCGAGCGGAAUUUUUUGGAUUCAUUCCAAGAUUCUGAGAAGGUUCCUGAGUCGAUUGAGUGUCUCCAGUAUACCAGCUUCCGCUUCAAUACCGGCGUUGUCCCUCCUAGUCGAUGUAAUUUCGAAAAAUUGAAGAAGCUAUACCUGUUGACAGUCAAGGCGGAAGACGAGCUGUAUGCGAUUGCUGCGAGCUGUCCUGCACUUACUUGGUUGCAUAUUCAUGAAUGCGUCAAGUUUGAGCUGGAUGUCUGGCUCGAUUUUCUGUCUUCCUUCCCUGACCUAGAGGUCUUUAGAGGUCCUGGGAUCUGGAUAUCUGUAGAAGACGACAAUAAUAUGAUGCACAUAGCUAUCAUGAAGCUCGUUCAACGAUGUAUGAAGCUUCGAGAGCUAGACCAUCGGAGUGUUCAUGGAAAACGGGGAAAGCAUCGAAAUAUUGUUAUAAGUAAGACACAAAUGGAUGAUGGAUUACAUGUUGGUUAUGAAGUGCAACGUCCGCGUACGAGGUAAGCACAUCGCAACACCAAAUGGCGUAAUCUCCUUGAACGUCCUUCCUUUCCAGGGAUCGUAUCUACUUUAUGGACGAUGCGUUCACUUGAGACCAUUGCUAGGUCGUUGGACAUGCAGCAGCAGCAGCAUUAUAUAGCAUUAUCUCCACGUCCUACAUAAGGGCCGAAAAUCAUGGAGCAGUCGAUGUAGUGUUUUGCUUUCGGACAAGUAUUCGGGGGUAACAGGUUCCUUGUGAACCUUUGUCAAAUAUGGACUUGUACAUUAUCGCGCUUUGUAAAUAUGGUUGUUUUAAUGUGUAGGGAAACUCAAGGGAAAUUCUGGUACAUGAUUGAAUGAACUAAA
Lentinula edodes (shiitake mushroom) is the source of this 1930-nucleotide messenger RNA. RefSeq lists its product as uncharacterized. The coding region runs from base 206 to 1588 and encodes 460 amino acids. The transcript is spliced from 4 exons. The record is from RefSeq and is a predicted model, not a curated record. Lineage: Eukaryota; Fungi; Basidiomycota; Agaricomycetes; Agaricales; Omphalotaceae. Gene Ontology annotation, molecular function: protein binding.